Messenger RNA from Puntigrus tetrazona (Sumatra barb), 2210 nucleotides. RefSeq lists its product as uncharacterized. The record is from RefSeq and is a predicted model, not a curated record. The transcript is spliced from 8 exons. Lineage: Eukaryota; Metazoa; Chordata; Actinopteri; Cypriniformes; Cyprinidae. The coding region runs from base 819 to 1790 and encodes 323 amino acids.
CUGGUGUGCUGAGAUAGUGACUCACAUGACCCUCUGAGACAAAAUGCUCACACACACACUGCAAGGCUACCAGUUUGAUUUACCAUAGGCCAAGCUUCCUCAGCUUCCUGAUGAUCAGUCCUGAGUUUGCAAGACUGGGGAAAACAGCCAGUGCUGCGUGCAGAAGGACUUCAAUCAGAUCUCUCCUUUUCACAAACGUGUCAGGUAACCUAGUUGCUCUAGUGAGAGGUGAGUCACUGUGCAACUGGUUCAGCAAUUCAGUAGGAAACACAAAUGAAUCAAUCGCUAACGAUUUCUGUGAAUGUGAGUAUUUUCGAUGGCGGAGCAAAAACAAAGCAUCUAAUAUUGUGUCUGAAGUUACCCAAUUAAGUUGUUUAAAAGCUACUCAGGCAUCUUAAUUAAGACGUCACUGAACUGAUGUAUAAAGAGAAAUGACCUGAGCCUCUUAGAAAUGACCUGAGCCUUUUCUUUUGUUUUUUGAGUUGAUUCGUGAACUAUAUUUAAAUCUAGGGGGUUUAUGCAAUUUUGGACACAUAGUAGAGUACAUAAAAUAUUUUAUAUAUUUAAAAAAAAAAUAAAUGCAUCUAUCUGUCUGUCUUUCUCCCCUGUAAUAUAAUUUUAGCUUCUUCUAUUCUGGUACCGGAAUCGCAACAUCUUGUGUUUACGUAAAAGACGGGAAUAGUUUUAAAGCUCUUGUAGUCUUUGCCCUGUGCGCGCGCAUAGUGCGCAGUCGUGCCAGGGUCACUCGAGCAAUGCUUUAACACCUUGUCUCUGUUAAGUUAACCGAGGAUUUCAGCGGAAGCACGCAGACUUGAUAAAUGAACUGGGAGUGGAGUGACAUUUAUUCCCAUCCGUUAUGGAUGGUUUCAACGGCGAUCCUGGCAUUGGUUGUGCGCGCGCAACGGAAAGCAGCGUGGAACCCUCGCGCCUGUCCCGUGAAGUUACACGGAAAAACCGCGAUCGUCACUGGAGCUAACACGGGUAUUGGGAAGUUCAUUGCCCUGGACUUUGCUCGUCGUGGGGCGCGAGUGAUCCUGGCAUGCCGGAACGAGGAUCGCGGGACCGCAGCGCUGAGAGAAAUCAGAGAAAGCACUGGGAACCAGAACGUGCACCUGCGUCUGCUCGACACCUCGUUGCUCGACUCCGUCCGGGAGUUUGCAGCGCGCAUUUUGGAGGAAGAGAAGGAAUUGCAUAUCCUGGUCAAUAACGCAGGGGCCUCAGGCCUGCCCAGUAAGAUCACAGCGGAUGGGUUGGAAAUCACUUUUGCAACUAAUCACGUUGGCCCAUUUCUGCUCACCAGUUUGCUUUUAGACCUUUUGAAGAAAUCGGCUCCAGCUCGCAUCGUAAAUGUUUCGUCCGUGAAUCACUGGAAGGGGGAGGUCAACUUUGAACAUUUCCGCGGUGGCAAUCUAAAUCACGUGAUGGAUGCUACUUAUAACCACACCAAGCUGCACAACGUUAUCUGGACAAACGAGUUGGCACGCAGGCUUCAGGGCACAGGCGUGACGGCAAACUCUCUGCAUCCAGGUGUAGUUAUGACCGACGUAAUGAGAAACUACAACUUCAUUAUCCGAUUCCUCUUCAACUUGGUCGGCUUUUUCUUCUUCAAAACUGCUGAAGAAGGUUCUUUCGGUCCACUAUACUGUGCGGUGUCCGAGGAAGCAGAGGGAAUAAGUGGAAAAUACUUUGACAGUGACUGUUCUCUGGUCUUACCGGCACCUCCCGCUAGAGAUGCUGCCCUUGGAGUGAAGGAAUAUGACUUUUGUGAGAGACUGACCGCGAAACUUUAAAGAGAAAUCUAGCAUGAUUUACUCGCCUUCAUCCAAACCUAGUCUUUUGAAGCUUUACGUGAGAAACCAACUAAAAUGUAACUUUUGUAACUUUUACUAAUUGUUCCAUAACCUCACUCACACUCAGACCGUGCUGUUACUAAUUGUUGUAAUGUUAAUCUUUUUUUAUAGAGCCUUUUUUAUAAACCUCUUUGAAUGAAGAAUACUCAUUCUAUCAUUACCGCUUUUACAAGAAGCUGUUCUUUCAGUUGCGAUACUUUUGAUGUUACCUUCUGCGACGUGGUAGUUAAUUCCACAAAAAAAAACGUAUGAAUUCCUGCUUUUACACUGUAGACACAUCUAAAGCUUUUAACAGAUGUUCUGUGUUUGCUACAAAGAGUUUUGCAAUAAAAUAUGGCUAAAGCUGCCAUAAUUUAAAAA